This is a messenger RNA of Tetranychus urticae (two-spotted spider mite), 1037 nucleotides long. RefSeq lists its product as uncharacterized. Gene Ontology annotation, cellular component: HAUS complex. Gene Ontology annotation, biological process: spindle assembly. NCBI's taxonomy places the organism in Eukaryota, Metazoa, Arthropoda, Arachnida, Trombidiformes, Tetranychidae. The record is from RefSeq and is a predicted model, not a curated record.
UUAUUUUGCUUGUUUAAAAUAUUUCCCGCUUUCAAUUUAAGUCAAGUCUUUUAAUAAUCAAUUUAUUGUUUAUAAUUAAUAGUUUUGGGUAUACGAUUAUGUCUAGUUUAAAAGAGUUCAUUAUUUACCAACAUCUCAAAUCACUUGCUGCAAAGGAUAAUGAAAUAGACAAGGUUUUGCGGCUUCUGCUUUUGGAUUAUUUCCACCCCACUAUUAAUAAUUUGAUGAAAAUUUUCAAUCAAGCGCAAGAGGAACCGAAAAUUAAUUUGAGAUUAUUGAGUCAGCAGAUCGAUGAAUCAAUUGGACGCGAAGUUAAUGAAUAUUACAAAUAUCUUUCAGGCAAAAAGAGUACUCCGGCCUUGGACGAGUUAAUGGUUGAAGUCGAAAAAUUCAAACUUGAAUGUCAAAACCUCGCAGCAAUCGAUAGAGAAAUCGCCAAUGUAGCUGAAAGUAUUGUAAAAGGAGCCAACAAAUUCUACGAAUACAUCGAAAAACAUACGAAAGAUUUCAAAUUAGGAUUCAAGCUAAAUUACGAUCACGCCACUUGUAAUUUACUUUGUGCUAAAGCGCAAGCUACUUGUUUGAAAAAAAGACUCGAGGAAACCGAAGAAGCUGUCCAUAAAUAUGGUAAAAAGGAAAUUGUCGAGCGUCUGAAAAGUAAAAGAAAUGACUUGGAAGCUGAAAAUCAAAGUUUGGUCAGUGAGCUGGAAGAAAAAAAGAGUAAAUUAGAUAAAUAUGAAAAACUUGAUCCGAAACUGCUUAAAGAAUAUCUGGUCCUUAAAGAUGAACUUAACUGCCGUUUAUGGGCUUAUCGGAUGGUUGAUAGAAGCUCGAAUUGUUCACAAGGAUCGAUUGGAGACCAAUCGUGUUAAUUUUUAACUGGAGAAACAUUUAAAGAAGAACUUACUUCGAUGGCAUGAAUAUUGCAUCAAUUGAAAAUGUUUUAGUGUUAAAAACUGCUAAAUCACAAGAAAAUUUGUAAACAUGACUAACUUUGUAUUGACAUUGCAUUUGACAAGAUUUGUUAGUCACGAUGA